CGCAGGUUUAGUGUGUAACGUUCUAGUGCAGGAAAGGACCCACGAGGGACUUAUUUCGUGUGUGUGUGCCCAUUGCUUGUGCGAGUUGCCGCAGUCCGCCCAGCCGUUCGACCAUGGCCGAUCUGGAUGAUUUCUUCGCCAAAAAGGACAAAAAGAAAGGCAAGGGGAAAAAGUUCGUCACCGCCGAGGAGAUUGCCAAGCAGCUAGAUGACACGUCGAAGCGGGCAGUGGAGAGCAAAAUGAAGAAAUCCGAACCGACCGACAACAAGGCGGCUUCCGAACAGCAGGCGGAAGACGAAUGGAAAGAGUUUGAGGAACAAAAGAAAGAUUACACCGGACUAAAACUCGCACAGUUAACGAUAGACGACGAAGGCAACCAGAUCCACGACCCAAACCUACAGGGUGACUCAGGUGACGGGAACAUGGACGGGGAUGGCGAAGAAGGCGGCGAACGGGAUCCUAGUAAACCGUGGAACAAAUUGGACGCCACUGCAGCAGCCCGAGCCGCAAUACCUUCGGCGGAAGAACCGGCGGCGCCUACUAGCAAUGUCUACAUUAGUCCAGCGCUGAAAAGUCUCCGAGCGAAACAGAAGAAAGGUGCUCCGGAUCUGAAGAACGAGGAAUACUUCCCGACGCUCGGCGUGGAUAAGCCGGAACAGCUGAAGCCGGUCAAGAAGGAUCCUACGUUCGAGGACGUCAAACAUGGUGUGCGGGUAAAAACGGUCGAAAAGUCAGCCUCCGGCCAGGUUAGUGUCGGUAACCGAUACACUUCGCUCAGCAACAAUGCGAGCUAGGGCCGCAGUCGCGGCGGAUCCUCCCGAGCGCCUUUCCGUUAUCUGACGCUCGCUCUCAGACGUUCUCCCCGUAUGGCAAGCUUUUUGGUUUUGUUACUUCUGCGACGUUGCCACCGAACGAUCGUGCGACUAUGAGCCUCCUUGAUGACCGUUCGUAAUUCUUUGCGUUUCGUUUCUCCCCGCAUAUUGACCACCGUGCGCCGUCAUUGAUCGGUUUUCUCGGCCGAGUUCCCGCAACCCUGAGGGACGCGAGAGACCCUGCCUUCCUUGUUCUUUACUUUAUUUUUGUUGGUUUUCAUUAAGCAUCAACUGCCGUUGUUCCAUAUGUAAAAAUAAAACAACAAACUAAUAAAAUCAAAACUGAACCUCCGCCACAGAAUGGCUUAACUUCACACACACACACACACACACACAAACACAUGCACACGUACAGCACUCGCGUUGCGUAUUACUUUUGCGUAAGGUUUUGCCUUCGAUUUUGGGGGCUCCAGGAACGCGGGACCCAUUUGAACUGGAUCAAUAAAAGUUAGUAAUAAAAGUGACCUUCAGGCCGGUGCAGCAUUAACACAGCGAAUGCAAUGGGUGUGCGUGCGUGACCGGUCGCGUCUCAAACCGCGUAUCACCGGUUGCAUUUACAGGCUUAAAUCUCACGAUUCGGCUUACUUUUAAGUUUAUCUCGUUUAUUGUCAUGUAAUCUUCGAAAGGAAAACAAAUAAAAACAAAACACGAA
Messenger RNA from Anopheles cruzii, 1524 nucleotides. Its product is annotated as protein CDV3 homolog. Gene Ontology annotation, cellular component: cytoplasm. The record is from RefSeq and is a predicted model, not a curated record. Lineage: Eukaryota; Metazoa; Arthropoda; Insecta; Diptera; Culicidae. The transcript is spliced from 3 exons. The coding region runs from base 114 to 794 and encodes 226 amino acids.